GGGAGGCACAGGGAGGCUCAGGGAGGAAGGCAGCGGUGUCAAACUGUGCAGCAUUCACAGCUGUCAGCAAAUAGGGAAAGGAACUCAGGGGUCACAACAUAUUGUGCUUUUUGGGGGGAAGUGGAACUGGUGGGAAUGGAAAGGGCAGGUAAAUAAACUUGAGGACACUGAGGUUAAAUGGCAGAAAGUUCAUUCAAAGCACAUCUGAAAGGUAACGAUUCAGGGGCGAGGGAAAGCUCCCACUGACAAUCGCAGGCUGCUCCCUGCUGUACUGGAAGGAACCUGACUCAAAAUUUCUAUAAGGAUCACAGAAGGGUCUGAUUGGCUCAGGGCAACACCAUUGCCGGGACUCAGAGAUACAGUCUGUACAGGAAUCAGACGUGUAUGGCCUCACAGAGCAGAUAAGGGAGAGGAUUGUGUCUCACAGCAGUGCCCCGAAGCUCUGCCCAUGCCCAGAGCAGGUUACUAGCUGUCGCAAUAUGAGUCACAUGUGAAAACUGAAGUGCAACUUGUAAAAAGGAGUGACUGCUGCUUCCUGAGGCGCAACACUUGCCUGUGACACUUCGCUAACAUUUCCCGGGCAGUGAGGCCAUUACCUGGCGGAGAGGGGACGCCUACCUGCUGCCGCUGCUGCUAAUCAGGGAUACACCAUUACUGGAUCUAUUGCUCCCUCUGGGAGACACGUGUGCGGCUGGAUACACUGUAUACCAACUUACUGAGUCGGCUUGGAGUGCAACCUGUGGGGCUUCCAUAACAGCAGGGCAAGCUGUGGGGCUUCCAUAACAGCAGGGCAAGCUGUGGGGCUUCUAUAACAGCAGGAUGUUCCCGAUGUUGCGGAGUGGAUGAGACGCACACAGGGAUGACAACAUGAUAUUCCAGAUAAGUGGAUUGUGGUGCAGUCAUUGGAAAUGGAAAAUGCAAUACAUUCUACUCUUCUUUGUGGUGUACGUUGCUUUUGUCCAGCAUAGUGUUUUAAGUUGUGCUGUCUGCAGGUUAACCCUGACAGCACCUACUGGAAAUGUCACUUCGCCUUGCUAUCCCCAAUUAUACCCAAACAACCAGGACUGCAAGUGGAUUAUACAGGCUCCAAAGGGAUUUAUCAUUCAACUCACAUUUGUGGAUUUUGAUGUUGAGGAAGCUCAGAACUGUGUGUAUGACUAUGUUUCUAUAAGCAAUGGAGAAACAACAACCAAAUAUUGUGGUGUAACAGCAAGAGGCCUUACAUAUAACUCCACUGGGAAUAUGAUGAAUAUAUCCUUUGUUAGUGACUUUAGUAUCCAAAGGAAAGGUUUCACUGCAACCUAUAAGAAUGUUCCUGUAACAUUGAGAAAUCUUAAAGUCACUAUACCACAAAACCAAAGUCUGGGUAUUGUGUCUGUCGUGAGCACAGUUAUUGUGCCAACGCUAAACCAGUUCACGGUAUGCUUUGAGGCAGCGAGAUUCAUCAGCAGCCCAGCAGAAUGGAAGGCAUUUACAUACUGGAAUUCUUUAACAGAGUCUCUCAGCUUUGGAAAGUCUCCAAGUGGCCAUUUUGUGUAUAUUUCUGGUAUUCAGUGCCAUCUUAACCUUACUUUGACUUCAUUAACUGUAACUGGGGAGUUUUUUACUGAGACAUUGCAAGAGAUGUGCAUUACCUGGGACAGCCGGUCACAAAUAGUAGGUGUGAAGACCGGCAAUAACUUUCAGACUUCAACUUGUUUAGAAUCAAAGGACUUACACAUUCCUGGCAAUGGCAGCCUAAUAUUAGGCUGUUACGAUAAUAAAACAUCUAGCCUGCAAGGGGAUAUUUACAAUUUCCGCCUUUGGGACACUGCCUUCGAAUCAGUGGCUCUUUCAAACCUAAGCUGCGAUCAGAAGGGAAAUAUUGUCAACUGGGAAAAUGAUUUUUGGUCAAUCCCAUCUUGGGCAAGGAAAGCCGGAACUGACCUCAGUUGUGGUACCUCUUUAUCAAGUACACCUUCUACUGCAACAACUACCUGCAAGAAUCUUGGAGGCGUUUGUCAAGCAAUUGCUGCUCAGUCAGCUACUAAACAAAAACAAUCGACUACUGCCACAACUGCAACUGCCCUAUCUUCUACUGUACCAUUUACUGUAUCAUCUACUGUACCAUCCAAUGUAUCGUCUACUGUAGCAUCAUCUGUAACAUCCACUAUAUCAUCUACUAUAGUAUCUACCAUAUCAUCUAUUGCAUCAUCCACUAAAACAUCCACCAUGUCAUCUAGUGUACCAAUAACUGUAUCGUCCUCUAUAGCAUCUUCUCUACUAUCCACUAUAUCAUCUACCAUAUUAUCGACUUCAUCAUCUACUAUAACAUCUAGCAAGUCAUCAGGUGCACAGUCGACUGUAUCAUCUAAUGUAGUAUCUAAUGAAUCAGGUACCAAAUCACCAACUGCACCAUCUUCGAUAGCAUCUCCUCCACUAUCCACUGUAUCAUCUACUAUAUUAUCAGCUUCAUCAUCUACUAAAAUAUCUAGCAAGUCAUCUAGUGCACAAUCUACUAUAUCAUCGAAUAUAGCAUCUAAUGAAUCAGGUACAAAAUCACCAACUGCACCAUCUUCGAUAGCAUCUCCUCUACUAUCCAAUGUAUCAUCAACUAUAUUAUCAGCUUCAUCAUCUACUAAAAUAUCUAGCAAGUCAUCUAGUGCACAAUCUACUGUAUCAUCUAAUUUAGCAUCUAAUGAAUCACGUACCAACUCACCAACUGCAGCAUCUUCGAUAGCAUCUCCUCUACUAUCCACUGUAUCAUCUACUAUAUUAUCAGCUUCAUCAUCUAAUAAAAUAUCUAGCAAGUCAAUUAAUGUACAAUCUACUAUAUCAUCGAAUUUAGCAUCUAAUGAAUCAGGUACCAAAUCACCAACUGCACCAUUUUCGAUAGCAUCUCCUCUACUAUCCAAUGUAUCAUCAACUAUAUUAUCAGCUUCAUCAUCUACUAAAAUAUCUAGCAAGUCAUCUAGUGCACAAUCUACUGUAUCAUCUAAUUUAGCAUCUAAUGAAUCGCGUAUCGAAUCAACAACUGCACCAUCUCCAAUAGCAUCUCCUCUACUAUCCACUGUAUUAUCUACUAUAUUUUUAACUUCAUCAUCUACUAUAACAUCUAGCAAGUCAUCUAGUGCACAAUCUACUGUAUCAUCUAACUUUGCAUCUAAUGAAUCAGCUACCAAAUCACCAACUGAACCAUCUUCGUUAGUAUCUCCUCCACUAUCCACUGUAUCAUCUACUAUAUUAUCAGCUUCAUCAUCUACUAAAAUAUCUAGCAAGUCAUCUAGUGCACAAUCUACUAUAGCAUCGAAUUUAGCAUCUAAUGAAUCACGUACCAAAUCUCCAACUGCACCAUCUUCGAUAGCAUCUCCUCUACUAUCCACUGUAUCAUCUACUAUAUUAUCUACUUCAUCAUCUACUAAAACAUCCAGCAAGUCAUCUAGUGCACAAUCUACUGUAUUCUCUAAUUUAGCAUCUAAUGAAUCAUCUACCAAAUCACCAAGUGCACCAUCUUCGAUAGCAUCUCCUCUACUAUCCACUGUAUCAUCUACUAUAUUAUCAAGUUCAUCAUCUACUAAAACAUCCAGCAAGUCAUCUAGUGCACAGUCUACUGUAUUAUCUAAUUUAGCAUCUAAUGAAUCAUCUAUCAAAUCACCAUCCCAUGAAUCAUCUACCAAGUCAUCCAAUGUAUCCAGCACUGUAUCCUCUACUGUAUUAUCUACUGAACCAUCCCCUUUGAAACCUACUGUACCAUCCAUUUUGUCAUCUACUGUGCCAUCAUCUUCCACGUUAUCAGAAUCCACUGAAAAAUCCAAUGUGUCAUCUAGUAUACGAUCCACUGUGCUAUCCACUUUGUCUACUAAAUCUUCCACCACAACAUCCACUGUACCAUCUGUUUUGCUAUAUACCGUACCAUUGAUUGUUUCACCUGUUGUACCAUUCACCAUAUCACCUAGUAUGUCAUCUACUGUGCCUUCCUCUGAAACAUCCUCCGUGUCAUCUACUGUAACAUCUAGCAUAUCAUCUUCUGUACGAUCUACUGAACCAUCCACAUUAUCAUCUACUGUGCCAUCCACAAUACCAUCUGCUGUACCAAUCAUUGUGCCAUCUGUUAUGUCAUCUACUGUACCAUCUACAAUGUCUUCUACUGUACAUUCAUCGGAAACAUCCACCAUGCCAUCUACUCUAUUAAGGGCUGAAUCAUCUAUCAUAUCUGCUGUAUCAUCCAGUUUGUCAUCAACUAUACCAUACACUACUGUGACAUCCACUGUGUCUACUUUAUCAUUUACUGACACCACUACAUCAACCACUGUCACCACUAACUCUGCCUCACUGGCCACUAUAAGCACUGCUUUGCCAUCACCCUUAAACAGCAUUACUGCUCCUGCCUCUAGCGUAACCAAUGCUACUCUGAGUACUGCUUCACCAUCUACCUUGAGCACUACUAAUUCAUUUGGUACGACUACAAACUAUAGCUCAAAUUCUGCUACUCUAAGUACGGUCACAUCAUCUUCCUUGAGAACUUCUCAACUAACCACAACUUAUAGUCCUAGUUCUGCUACUCAAACUACUGUCUCCACAACUUCCUUCACCACUAGCAAUUUGAAUGACACAACUUAUAGCUCAAGUUCUGCUACUGUAACUUCUGAUUUUUCAUCUACUUUGAACAAUAUGAUUAAUACUACCACCAGCAAUGCAGCUACCUCCUCACCAUCUACCAUGAUAACUAUUAACAUGAAUGAUACUAACAACAUCAAUAACUCUCAGCCUGGUGGAACAUUUUACAGGAUUUCCAUAACUGUUGUUAACAACAAUCUUGAUAAUGAGUCAGAAGUGCAGCGAACAGUAUCAGACUGGUUGAAGCAGUCUUUUCAGAACUGGAGUUACGCUGUCUAUCUAUUAAACAUGAGCAUUCUUCCAACCAACACAGGAUUUGAAAGAGAUGUCCAGAACCUGAUUAUGAAAAGUAUGCAGCAGAACCAUAAAAGACGUGCCAGGGAUAUCAACAAUAAAAGCUUUGACGUUUGGGCUCUUUUGGUGUAUAACAAUAGCAAUAAUGUUGUCUUGGAAACAAAAACUAUUUAUGAUAAAUUGUUACAAAAUAAUGACAGCAUAGGGGAUGGAUUGAGUCUUCAGGCAGUCAGUGUCUAUUCAGUUGAACCAUGUAUGGCUGAAGAAUACCCAUUUUCUUACUUCUGGCCUAUUACAAGGCCCACAGUGGUUCAAAUAAUCCCCUGUUCAAAGAACAUUGCAUUUAAUGCAUCAAGGAAAUGCUCAGUUGGUUUGCUUAAUUAUAGUUCCUAUUGGGAAACUCCAAAUACAGACAAUUGCACGGAUCUCACUGGGACAGAAGAUGCAGAAAAUGUGGCAAAUGAACUACUGAACAUUACUGGAAAUGGCCAGGUCCUGACUCCAGAGAAAGUUGAUCAAGUUGUUCAGAAACUUAAACAAAUAGUCAAUGAUGCUAACAUCAGUGCCAGUCUUGGCUCAACUGUAGUAAAUGUCUUUUCAAAUCUACUAAGCAGUCCAGACGAUUUGCUGUCUAAAUCCUCUUCCGAUGCCCUUAAAACAAUCGAAACCUUGGCGUUGAAGGUCCAAUUCACAGGGCCAUCUGUCAGUAUUUUGUCACCAAACUUGGCUUUAGGAGUCUCAAGGAUGAAUUCUACCUCAUACACUGGUUCAUUUUUCAGUGUUGGAUCCAAUACCAGCAGUUCAGAGUUUGAGAUUAACAUGGAGAAAUCCCCAAACAGUUCAUUGGCUUCUGUUGUUUUACCCUCAAGCCUGUUGUCGAAUUUAAGUGAAAGUGAUUUCUACACCGUUUCAAGAGCUCAGUUUACUUUCUUCAAUAAGUCCGGACUUUUUCAGGAUUCACAUAUUGCCUCAGGGGAUCAGACACUCAUCAGCUAUGUUGUAGCAUGCAGUAUUGGGAAUAUUACUAUAAAGAACCUUGUGGAUCCAGUCAAAAUUACAGUCAAGCAUAAAGCACAGGGGACAAAUCGAGAGAAAACCUGCGUUUUCUGGGACACCGAAAAAAACAAUGGUAAAGGUGGCUGGAACACAUAUGGCUGCACUGUGGUUCAACAGGAAUCCAAUGUGAAUGAAACAGUGUGUUUGUGCAACCACCUCACACAUUUUGGAAUACUGAUGGACCUCCAAAGGACAAGUCAACAUAUUGAUCAGCAAAAUUCUAGAAUCCUUACUUUUAUAACAUACAUUGGCUGUGGAAUUUCUGCAAUCUGUACAGCUGCCACCCUUCUGACCUACAUUGCAUUUGAAAAAAUUCGGCGUGAUUACCCUUCCAAAAUACUCAUGAACUUAAGUACUGCAUUGCUCUUUCUGAAUCUUUUUUUCCUUUUGGAUGGCUGGAUUGCAUCCUUUGGUAUCAAUGAACUUUGCAUAACGGUGGCUGUCUUGCUGCAUUUCUUUUUGCUGGCUACAUUUACAUGGAUGGGACUGGAGGCUGUGCACAUGUAUAUUGCUCUGGUUAAGGUUUUCAACACAUACAUUCGAAGAUAUAUGUUAAAAUUCUGCAUUAUUGGAUGGGGCUUACCUGCUAUAAUUGUUUCCGUGGUCCUUGCAAGCACGCACAGCAAUAUUGCCUAUGGAAGUAGUAGUUAUGGCCAAGAUAGUCGGGGAAAUGGAGGUGAUGAAUUCUGCUGGAUUAAAAGUGACACGGUAUUCUAUGUGACCUGUGCUGCCUACUUUGCCAUCAUGUUCCUGAUGAACGUAGCUAUGUUCAUUGUGGUGAUGGUACAGAUCUGUGGAAGAAAUGGAAAAAGAACUAACCGAAGCAUUAGAGAAGAGGUUCUGCGAAACCUGCGUAGUGUUGUCAGCCUCACCUUCCUCCUAGGAAUGACCUGGGGUUUUGCUUUUUUCGCUUGGGGUCCAGUCAAUCUUGCUUUCAUGUAUUUGUUUACAAUUUUCAACUCACUACAAGGCUUAUUUAUAUUUGUAUUCCACUGUGCAUUGAAGGAAAAUGUACAGAAACAGUGGAGAAGGCAUCUGUGCUGUGGAAAACUCCGUCUGACAGACAAUUCUGACUGGAGUAAAACAGCAACUAACAAUACAAAGAAGGUCAGCUCUGAUAAUUUGGGGAAAUCCCUUUCCUCAAGCUCCAUAGGCUCAAACUCCACAUACUUGACAUCAAAGUCCAAGUCCAGCACUAAACCAUUCUUUAAAAGAAACAGCAGCACCGAUAAUGGCUUCUAGAAGCAUUCCUUAAGGAGUGGUGGAGUCAUCCAGGUUACAUUUUUGGCGACAGACCCUCAGUUAAAUUUACACCAGUGGACGGUGAGCAGACAUCGAUCCUUCCUGUUCAUCAUGUUAUUGACAAAGUCAAGGGGUACUAUAAUUCCCAUUCUGACAACUUCUACAAGAACAUCAUCAUGUCAGAUUCAUACAGCAAAAGCACCAAGUUCUAAAGGACAACAUCCCACAGAAAUUGGAAGUGCUGGUUUAUGAACUUCAGAUUUUUAUUUUGGGGAUUUGGCCGAAAAGGGCCAGAUACUAAAAAGAAUUGCUCCCUUAGAAGCUGUUGUUCAAAAGUAAAUAUACACUUAAAAUAUGUGAAUAGAUGUGCAUUAACAAAAUCAAAUUUUACAGCUAAAUGGUAAUAAGGGUCUUAUGGAAUUUACAUAAAAGAAGAUUCUAGGAUUUUUGAACCUACAAAGUCAAUAACUAAUCACUUCAACCUGUGACAUGGAGAGUAGUCUUCUCAUUUGGACUCACUCUAACAUACAGCCCUAUAUCAUUGCACAACGACAAUAUGAACACAAAAGGGACAGUUUUUAUAUGUACUGUUUGGUAAUACAAGUUAUAAUGGCAUUUCUAUGUUUUUAGUAUGCACAUUGGAAGAUUGCUUUAUGACUAUAAGAAGUUUGUACACCUAUGCCACUGGUGGUUCAGUGUCAUCGUCAGUACAUGGAUGCAUUUUAUCCACUAAUAUUAUUAUCAUUUGUAACACUGAAAUCAUUAUUGUUGGGAAAAAAGGAAGGCAUCUGGCAAUAAUCUGGUUUAAAACAUUACCAGGAGCCACAUAAAGAUGCUUACCUGCAUAAGUGUAUUAACCUUAAUGCACAAAAAUAACUUUUAUAAAUGUGAAGCAUUGCUCAUUGAAUAAUCUACAAGCCACAUUUGACAGUAGCGCAACAUAGAUUUGAGUUUAACAGGAUUACACUGUUUAUAUUACACUUCCCAGAGGACAGUGGAGGGAAUCCAAUGCCUGGGAGUAAAUUCUAAGUUCAACUGUAUAAAACAGUUAUUCCCAGAACUUGGUUGUACAUUUCAGAAUGGCAUAAUUCAGUCAUAAUUUCCUCAAGGAAGUACUCAAGAAUGUGCUGAGAAGCGCCUUAUUAGGUCAGACAUAGAACCUUUUGAUUGGCCAUGCAUUUCAUGCAAUAUUUGUUUAAUUAUAGGAUGAUGCCGCUAAUAAUGUUCUGGUCAGGAUUGACAUAAGGUCUUUAAACAAGGACAGGAGCAAUGUCAGGAACAUCCUUACAGAAAUUUGUAUUUUCAUGACUCUUGCCUUUCGCAGAUGGAAAAAAAGUCAUCUCAUUCUGCUGAUUACUAAUUUGCCAGCUGCAAUGUACUGCAAGGGAUCAGUAGUGCAAAAGUAGAAAGCAAAUUCUAUAAAUACAUCACAAAAGGAAUAGUGUGACCAGAUAUUCAAAUAAAACUCGUCCUCUCCAUUUCAUUCAAGGGUUUUUUAUUCAAUGUAAAUUGUGUUUGUGCUGCAGGCCACCUUGCCAUUAACAGUUUGAACAUUGUUAUUUUAAGUUAAUUCAUCUUUAAGUUAAGUUGUAUUUAUUUCUUAGUGAUACUUUUCCUAUAAACUCUUUGUUACUGUGUGCUGAAUGUUAAUCAGAUGCUCAUAACAGAACAAAAGGCUGAGGUCUGUUAUCUUCUUGAUUCUUUGGAGUAAUUUCCUGUUUUGGAGGCUUGUUCAUUGCAACCUAUAGAGGAUAGGUGCAUUUUACAUCAUUUACAUACAAGAGAUACCUGUAAAUAACUCAUAAAUCAUUUCAUUAUUUUUGGACCCUUGUGACAGGCUGUUUUGUCCCCAAGCCAUGGUUAUAUAGAGUUGGGAGCCAGUUCUAGGUUUCUAAACAACAUUUCAGUUCCAGGUUGUUGUUGAGUAAUUUUUUUUCUUCCAGAUAAGAGGACCAAAUACUCACAGCCUAGUCUUUAUAAAUGCAUUUACACAAGAAUAAAAUUGUGCUUAAAGGAGAACUAUACCCUUCCCAAAUCUAAGCCACCCUCCAUCAGCCUCUAUUGCCCCCGUGCAAGCUCCCUCCCCACAACCUCACUUCGCUAAUAUGGGAGUAUGUACAAUUGAACCUGAUUCUGGACCUAGCAUUAACUGGGCAUGCCUCUGCAGGCUUAGGGUUGCCGAACUAAUAGAAGAGGAUCUAGGGCAAUGCCAGACUGGGUUGCCUGGGGCCCACCAGAAAACCUAAAGCUGGCCAUAUUUACACAAUAUAAUCAUAUGAAGCAAAGUUUUGUGUGAUUUUCAGACCAUGUGUGGGCUGUGAAUUAUUGUCCUAACCGUUUUUGUACCAUGGCGAUUGGUUGUUGAGUUGAUUGAACAGGUUAAAAAUGUAUUUUGGGUAAUGAUAAUAUCGGUGCAUGUAUUGCCUAUCUGACGAUAUCCUUGCAUGACCUACAGUGUAUUUCUAGGACAUAACUUUUGUGUCUGCCAAUUAUUCAUGGCCAAAACAUUGCCAGACUUGUUAUUUUUAGGACUUUACUCCUACAAUUUCAAUCUGAGCAUUAGACUCUGGGCACACUUUCCAAACAAUGUUUCCUUUUCUCUCUUUUAUCACCUUCUUUAUUCUCUUAAUCACUUCUCCAAACAUAUUAUUCUCUAUCAUUCCUUCUAUUUCUUUUCUUUGUUCUGACAAAUGGCCAUAAUGACCAUAAUCUAGGCAUACAAGGCAAAUGUCUGGGUGAACAGGAGGUCCCACUAGCACCUGGUGGGCCAGUCUGGCGCUGGGAAUAAGAUGGUGGCUGUAAACUCCACAUAUUUAUGGCAGAGUCACACUUUUUAGUGUAAUAGAUGUUUUGAGUUUUGGGGGCGAUGGAGGCUGGUGGGUGGCUGACGUUUUUAGGGAGGGUUUAGUUCUCCUUUAAUGGUGAAAUAAACACUAAAAUGUUAUUAUUGUACAUACUGAAUUAGUGACCCUAACUUUUCUCCAUAUUAACAAGUGAAAGUCAGAUGCUGCUGGUUUGAUCUUUCCAGUGUAUCUUUCUCAGUUGAAGAAAUACCUUUCCCUUGCGAUGUUUAGGAGGGAUAGGAUUAUUGUUCCUUACAUGUUAUUUUCACUUAUUACAAGAAAGUCUAUAAGAACUUGUCAGAAUGUUGACUUGUUGUGUGCUAUAGAGGGAUGACAUGGUGUUUGUUUCACUAGAAUAUUCCUAAAAGAUACUAGCUUUCUACCUACCCAAUACAAAAAUAAAGUUCAACACUGAAGGGCCUUAUUGGGACAGAUGUGCUUAACUAAAUCAGGCCCCACAAAAGCCUGCUGUCCAAUAAAAAUAAAGGUAACUUUGCCAAGGAAAAAAGGGAAUUGAUGUUAGAAUGUGCUAAUAGGACACAAAGCUAGUUUUUACUGUAUAUGUUGAUAUGAUGAGAGAGUUGCUGUACUUUUUUUUCUCCCUUUCUCUUUUUACUACCAUGUAGUAGAAUUUUAAUAUAAUAAUUCACAAUAUUUUAUAUUUACCCUCUAUAAUAGUGUCUCACAUUGUCACAAUACUUUCCGAUUUCAUUUCUCAGUGUGCAGUAUAAUACUUGUUAGCCGGUUUCUGCUGUACUAUUUAGUGCUAGCCACAUCUGUGGUUGCCAUGGCCUGCCACCCUGUACAUAUUUAUUUAUUUUGUUAAAUGUGGCAAAUUAUAGAUAUUAGUUUUUUUCUGAGCUUCACAACAUGCCAGCUUAUUUCAUAGCCUUAUCCUACAGUGGAGGAACAAGGACCUUUAUCAUAUUUAAUUCUGAAGAGUGUGUAGAAUGAUUAAUACCAAGUGUCUUUCACUGUUUCACUAGCCAUCAUUACUGCGUGGUCCAAUAAUUAAUAAAGAACAGUGGAUGUAUAGUGCGAUGUAAACAGAAAUCUUUUUGUUUUUAAAUUAAAUAUUCAUUUCUUUA
This is a messenger RNA of Xenopus tropicalis (tropical clawed frog), 11119 nucleotides long. RefSeq names its product adhesion G protein-coupled receptor G6 (gene adgrg6). Gene Ontology annotation, biological process: G protein-coupled receptor signaling pathway; Schwann cell differentiation; cell surface receptor signaling pathway. Gene Ontology annotation, cellular component: plasma membrane; membrane. The transcript has 34 exons. The record is from RefSeq and is a predicted model, not a curated record. NCBI's taxonomy places the organism in Eukaryota, Metazoa, Chordata, Amphibia, Anura, Pipidae. The coding region runs from base 868 to 7188 and encodes 2106 amino acids. Gene Ontology annotation, molecular function: G protein-coupled receptor activity; transmembrane signaling receptor activity.